Messenger RNA from Vicia villosa (hairy vetch), 804 nucleotides. RefSeq lists its product as uncharacterized. The transcript is spliced from 3 exons. The coding region runs from base 1 to 804 and encodes 267 amino acids. The record is from RefSeq and is a predicted model, not a curated record. NCBI's taxonomy places the organism in Eukaryota, Viridiplantae, Streptophyta, Magnoliopsida, Fabales, Fabaceae.
AUGAGUUGUUAUAAACUUCCGGAAGCUAUAUGCGACGAGAUAGAGAGCCUCGUUGUGAAAUUCUGGUGGGGAUUGAGGAAUGGAGAACAAACACUUCACUGGCUUGGCUGGGAAAAGUUUAGUUCAUUAGUGAAGAAAGUCCUACAAGGAAAAUACUUCCCUAGAUCCCACAUUGAAGAGUGUUCUGUAAGCUAUUCACCAAGCUACGCGUGGAGCAGUAUACUGAGCGCAAGACCUCUGAUUAAGAAGGGCUCUCGAUGGCGUAUUGGAAACGGGGAGAAUGUAAUUAUUCUAAAGGAUAUAUGGAUACCGGACAAUUUGGGUUUCAAGGUGCUGACUCAUGAUGGAAGUGUGAAUGGAGAAACAAGAGUGAGGGAUCUGAUUGUUCAGGAAACUGGCUGCUUGAAGCAAGAUCUCAUUGAAACAAACUUCGAGCCUCAUGAAAGCGUGUCUAUCUUAAGCAUUCCAAUCUCACAGCAGAAUAUGGAAGACAAACUGAUAUGGCAUUUUGAGAAAGAUGGAGAGUAUUCACAGGAUAGAAACCUAAAGGUUUUUCAGUCGAAAGACCUCAAUCCAAUGGAAGUUGCAAGGAUAACGAUGGAGCUUGUGUUCGAAUUCAACAAAUGGAACCCGGAGGAGCGUAUCAAAAACAGAAUUCCCGAGUGUAAUGAUAGCAACGUGCAGGAAGUUUGUACCAUCCAGGUUGAUGCUAGCGUAGACGAAGCGGGCUGCAUUGCUUUUGGAUGCAUUACUAGAGAUGAAGAUAGAAUAGUGUUAUCGUCGUCUAAGGUAGAAGCUAUAUAG